CCCAGCACAGCCGGAACAAGCCAUCCCCAGACCACGGUGUGGGAGCCGACAGCUGAGAGCUGCCUUUCCAACCUGUUUUAGCCCUGCACCAAGCUGCCUCUGGGGAGCAAAUGGCUCAGCCCACCAGCACAAGGACCUGGGAAGGGAUGUGACCACAGAGGAACGCGAGAAAGAGAAAGAAAUGACGCAGGUUGAAACUGCAGAUUUGUCCCAGCAUGGAGACAUGCAGGAAGGAUGUGGCUUUCUCCAGCCAUGCCAUGCUGACUCUUUUGCUGCCAGCUGCUGACUUUGCUUCCCAGCGGUCGAUUGUGCCCUGCAGGUUGUGGCAUCAAAGGUACGGUGUUGGUGGAUUAUGACCGCAGGGAAGCCGUGGCUGUGCCCAGGAAGCUGCGUUGCAUCCGCAGAUCUCCUUCGUACAUCAAGGGCACCUUUGAGCAGGGCCAGAAAGUGACGUGUGCUGUGGGUGAAAGGGAUGGGAGGUGGACAUGAGACCAGUGGCCUGGGGAGUCUGAUGAUUCGCAGCAUCUUGGAAAGCAAGCCAUGAAAUGGUCACCAAAAUAAGUAGGAAUCUGUCCAAAUGCACAGGUUUUCAUGAAGAGCUGCUGUGGAGACCGAAGAGCUGGAGAGGACAGCGCAGAGGUUCGAAGGCACACCGUGAUGGUGGGAGCCAUUCCACGGCAGCCACGCCGCUUCUGGGGGGUGCCCGGCUGGCAGGUGUCUUCAGCUAGUUGUGCCAACGACUAUCCACUGCAGGACGGGGAGCCUAAUCUGGAGCCGUGUGGGGUUCUGCUGCAGAGGGAUGCUGCGCUGCAGCGCACUCCAUAACAGAGGGCUCACCCGGACGUCCUGAGCAAGGGGGGUCCAGCUCCCACCUACUGCCCUCACACAGUGACCCUGUGGCACUUUACUGUCCCUUCCCUGCUGCUGUAUGGGGCUGUUUUGACUCUGGCUCCACUUGGGGUCCAGCCAAGUAAGGCUCCAUGCGGCACAUCCACACGGAGGCGUCCCUGCCCCCAGAGCGCAGCACGGACUCUGGCCUGUCCCGGCCAGGUGGAGAGGCAGCCUUAGAGCCUUCCUCACAACGCUGCACUCGCCGCGGCAUCCUCAUGGGCUACAACGAGACAGAGAUCAAGCGCCAGAAGGUUUACCAGGUCUCUAUCUUCUCCCAUCUCUCCAGCUCUUCCGAGAGCACAGAGCAGCGGACAGGCAGCCGACCAGCUGUGAAGAGGGGGUACCCCGAGCAGCGAACUCCAGAGGGGGCACGCGAUCCCAAACGAACUCACUGGGGUGGCGGGGGGGCAGACGGCAAAUGGGACGGGGGUCCCGGGCACGGUUCCCUGGACGAUGACGAUGCCUUCGAGGAUGGUCUGCUGGUGGAGGAGCUAUCCCUGUGCGGCUCUGCGCAGCACUUCUCCCACAGCGGGCUGCGGGUGGUGGAGCACCGAUGUGAGGGCAGCCCAAGCCACAGUCCCAAGGCUAGCAGAGAAGACAGGUCGCAGGAUGCCUCAUCCUCCCGGCCACAGCACAUUGCUUGCAGUACUUUGCACACAGAAGACCAUUGCCCUGUCCCACCAGGGGAUCAGCCUGAAGACUAUGGGGAGAGGGCAAGUGGCCACAACGUACUUGAACUUGAUUUGCACAAUAUUGCACAAAUGCCCCGGGCAGACUCUGGGAAGAGAGAGAAGCCGAGGGACGGCCCUGCUCAUAGCAGCCAGGCUGGCAGAGAAGGGGAAUGGCCAGUGAUGGCCAACGGGUGCAAGGAGCCCCCAGCUCCUCAGACAGCACUCAGCCCCGAGCCCAGCAGCCUGAGCUCCUUGGAGAAGACACCCUGUGGGAGCAGUCGGCUCAGCGGGAGCAGCUGCCCAGCCAAACGGAAGCUGCUGCCUGCUGGAGAGGUUGCAGCUGACUCCUGCUCUGAGGACGAGAGCCUGUCCCCACCAGCGAGGAAGAAGAGGGCCCCGCCAUGUCAUCCAGUGCCCACGGCCUGCCGCAGCACUGAUGCCAAGGGGGCUCCUUUCUGGAAUCACCUGCUUCCAGCAGCCAAGAGCUCUGCAGAUUGCACUACAGUCGGGAGAAGGCUGAAGAGCGGGCUGCGCCUCAAAUCGCGACAUCUCCGGAGCAGCCUCCGGAGAGGGACCCGGCCCUCUGCAGCCCCCUGGACCACCACCACAGUCAGUCAUGCUCUGCUGGGCAACUUUGAGGAGUCCAUCCUGAAGGGGCGCUUUGCACCGUCAGGGAGGAUCGAGGGUUUCACAGCAGAGAUCGGAGCCAGCGGCUCCUACUGCCCCCAGCAUGCCACCCUGCCUGUCGACGUCACCUACUUCGACAUCUCUGAACACAGCGCGCCCUCGCCUUUUCUGGGAGUGAUUGACUUGGAGGCCUUGGGAAAGAAGGGUUACAGUGUCCCCAAAGCUGGAACCAUCCAAGUGACCUUAUUUAACCCCAACAAGACUGUGGUGAAGAUGUUCUUGGUGACGUACGACUUCCAGGACAUGCCAGCCAACCACAUGACCUUCCUACGCCACCGCAUCUUCUUGGUGCCCGUGGGAGAGGAGGAGGGGGCCGUCGUGGCCUCCAGCGACCCACCAGGCACCAGCCCACCCCGCAGGGUCCUCUGCUACCUGAUGCACCUGAGGUUUCACAGCUCCAAGUCGGGGAAGAUCUACCUUCAUGACGAUAUCCGGCUGCUCUUCUCCCGCAAGUCAAUCGAGGUCGACUCCGGGAUCCCCUAUGAACUGAAAUCCUUUACGGAGAUGCCAAGGAACCCUUGCUACUCACCGUGGGCCUAAGCACGGAGCCGCCUGACCUUCUCCGUUGCCUAGAGCCACUGGGGAGCAUCCAGCCCAGCACUUCAGAGAGAGAUGAGUAAAGGGCCAGAGAGCAGGCACCACCUUGAAAUAUCGCCCUCCCCGCAUGGCUGCGUCCUUCCAAGCAGCGUGGACAUCGUGGCUGUGCCCUAUGGCAGGGUUGGGAUCACCAAGGGGGCUUUGUAAGGAGGGGCAGGGGCUGGUGAGCAGCCCCUGCGCUCCCAAGACAUGCCCAGGUCUUUCACCAGUGCUGCUCCAAGCUCGGAGACGUGGCCAGGGUUGAGGGGGGAGUUAAGCCUGGAAGGGGGGCUCAGGGUGAGGCUGUCUAUGCCAGUCCCUGGGCUGGGGAGCAGAAACCGUAGAAGGGUUCAUAUUUAUUAGUAUUUAUUGUUGCUGGGAGUGUGGAGGAGACCUGUGCAGAGGAUCAGACGUGCUUUUCUUCCUCCGCAGCCCUCCUGGCCUUGCAGGCACUGGACGAGGUACCCAGGCAGCGGGCAGGCUGCGCUCAGCAGUGUGGGGCUGCAGGCAUUGAGGCAGGGCUGUGGGGACUGUGAGGGUCACCAGCAGCGAGGCACAUCUCGGGCUGUGGAAGGAGAGGGUGACCAACCUAUCAGAAGGAACAGGGCCCAGCUUCCCUGCGGGGCCUUUGUUAAAAGCCCUGGGAGAGGCUGAGAUUUCUGCUGGGCCUGCCCCUCUUCAGGCAGCUUGGGGAGGCCCUAGAGGGCAACCCCUCUAGGGCAAGGCAGGCCCCAAGAAGCCUGGGGCUGGCAGGGAAGUGGCUAUUGCUAUGGGCCCUGGGGUAAGAGAUAUGGCUGUAACACGAAGGGACAAGGAGCUGGGGGCUCUCUGGAAGAGCAGGGACUAGCCCUUCCCGCAAGAUUUGAGAGAAGGUGGAGAUCACCAAAAGAUCUUGGCCUUGUGCUGAUGUGGUAGGGUUGGGGUGAAUCCUGUUGCCUUUGGGGCAGCUGGGAACCUGCUUAGAGCAAGAACCUGUCACCACGUUGAUCAACUGAGAGUAGAGGGGGAGGAGGCCUGGCUUGAUCCUUAGGUAGGAUGGAGAAGAGAGGAAGCAGCAGAGAGAAUCGAGCAUCAGCUCUGGGCUGGAUGUGCAGAAAGGGAGCUGGAGAUUAUCCAGAGCGGUACCUUUUUCUGCCCCUAAGCCUCAAGAAAUGUGUGCAAGAACACGUCAAGCCCCGGGCAGGGGGGUCAGGGAGGCAAGAGAGGCAGGGUGCAAGACCGGAGCGUCCUUUGAGCGUGCCCUACUGACGCAGAGUCGCUGCUAGGCUUUUUCUGGAAGACCUGGUUGGGGGUGGGGGAGGCCCAGCCAGGAUCUCCAAGGAGGGAGGGAGGGAGGGAGCCCAGCCUGAGGAGGGCAGGAACACCAACGUCUGCCAGCAAGGGCCAGCACCCAGCUCCUUCCCCCGGCACCCCCAGGGGCGAGGACCACGGGGCAGGGGCUGGGAGGCAGGGAGG
Struthio camelus australis is the source of this 4280-nucleotide messenger RNA. NCBI's taxonomy places the organism in Eukaryota, Metazoa, Chordata, Aves, Struthioniformes, Struthionidae. The record is from RefSeq and is a predicted model, not a curated record.